Messenger RNA from Calypte anna (Anna's hummingbird), 1255 nucleotides. It is a transcript of the gene NDUFV2, whose product is annotated as NADH:ubiquinone oxidoreductase core subunit V2. NCBI's taxonomy places the organism in Eukaryota, Metazoa, Chordata, Aves, Apodiformes, Trochilidae. The transcript is spliced from 8 exons. The record is from RefSeq and is a predicted model, not a curated record. Gene Ontology annotation, biological process: mitochondrial electron transport, NADH to ubiquinone. Gene Ontology annotation, molecular function: NADH dehydrogenase activity. The coding region runs from base 121 to 858 and encodes 245 amino acids.
GGCGCAUGCGCGGGGCGGGUCUCCUUGGCGCCGCGCGGAGGGCGAGCGCAGGCCUCAAGGAGAAGGUAGAGGGAGGGGAGGGAAGGGGGCUCGGGGGCCGCUGAUUCUCUCGCCGUCGCCAUGUUCCUGUGUGCUCCCCUGCGGGCUGCGGCCGCACACUCGAUAAGACAGAUUCAGAACUUACAUAGGGCAGCAGUCCGCAAUGCCAGUGGAGGAGCCUUAUUUGUGCACAGAGAUAGUCCUGAAAAUAAUCCAGAUACUCCAUUUGAGUUCACACCUGAAAACCUGAAGCGAAUAGAAGCAAUCAUAAACAACUAUCCAGGGGGACACAAGUCUGCAGCUGUCAUGGCAGUACUAGAUUUGGCCCAAAGACAGCACGGAUGGUUGCCCAUAUCAGCUAUGAACAAGGUUGCUGAAAUUUUAGAAAUGCCUCCCAUGAGAGUGUAUGAAGUAGCAACCUUCUAUACAAUGUAUAACCGCAAACCUGUUGGGAAAUACCACAUUCAGGUCUGCACUACCACACCUUGCAUGCUGCGGGACUCUGAUAGCAUUUUAGAAGCCAUUAAGAAGAAACUUGGCAUAAAAGUUGGGGAAACAACACCAGAUAAACUCUUUACGCUGAUAGAAGUGGAAUGUUUAGGUGCUUGUGUAAAUGCACCAAUGGUACAAAUAAAUGACAAUUACUAUGAAGAUUUGACACCCAAAGAUAUUGAAGAAAUAAUUGAUGAGCUAAAGGCUGGCAAAGUUCCCAAACCUGGCCCAAGGAGUGGACGCUUUUCUUGUGAGCCAGCUGGUGGCCUUACUUCUCUCACUGAACCACCCAAAGGACCAGGUUUUGGAGUUCGAGCUGACCUGUAAUGAUUUUUGUUAUAGGAGGAACUGUCUGAAAAUAAUAAAGUAACUUUAAUCUCAGUAAAAUUGUGCAUUCUAAUACUUUUUUUUAAAAGAAAGCAUACGCAAUUAGAGUAUCUAACUUACUACAGUUUAAACUAAUGUAAACCAUAAUUGUAAUUCUGUGAAUCACUGAAGGAGUCCACUUAAGACCACUGUGUUGAAAGUUGCACCUUUUGAUCUGCCAUUGAAAGGUUCUUUGAAGUGACAGAACUAAAUUACAAGUCUGGCAAAUGCACACAGAAGCAAACUACAAGGAGAUGAGCUGACAAAACAGCACUGGCUGCUACUUUUCAUUGCAGUUUAAAACCAGAAGAACAAACAGGAAGGCUGACCUUAACAGUUGUGUUUAAAAAAAAAAAAA